GAAGACAUCUUAAGCAUGUUCGGAGGACGCUUUCAGCAUGUCUGUGAACAGUGUUUCCAUCAAAGCCCUCGGAAGGUCUCUCUUACUGACUUAUGCCAAUCCCACCCACGCCCGGUGCCCCUUCUUGCUCACAUCAUUACCGACAGCACCAGAAAGCAAUGCCAUGCCAUCCGACCCAUGCCUUAUGCGCCUCAUGUUCGAAUGUGUGCCCACAGCUCCAGGGGUUUCCUGUGUCGAGAGGAAAACGGGCACUGCCCCAAUGCGCACAGUGAGGUUGAGCUUGCGGUGUGGAAGGUGGAGCAGAAAUAUGGCCUCACCCGGAGUGCAAUACAAGACGAUACCGGAGAAAACAUAGGUUUUUACUGCCGCCUCUGCUUGGUUAGCGCCAGCACUCAAGAAAGUUUCGAAGCACACUGCUCUUCACUGGAACAUGGGCGCAUUCUAGCAGCCGAUUCACUGCAAGUGUGGAAUCACCGUGACCCACCGGAUCGCAUGAAAAGAUGCUUCAUCUGUGAAAACCCAUCACAGUGCAUCUACGGGGAGGGUUGUGAGAAGGCUCACAGCCAGGAAGAACUGCAGGAAUGGAUUCUGAGGGUGAAAAUAAGCAGACGGAACAAGCAGGUGGUGGAGGAAGAAAGUCUCCAGUCUUACCGGGACCGACUGAUGCAAGAAUAUCAACACAGCAGCAGUGACAACCCGGUGCUUUCAGAAGAAGGUGAAGUCAUUGAAGGUAUUAAAGUCAUAUGUGAUAGUCCUUUGGAGAUUAAGUCCGAGCAAAAGCCAGUGAAAAAAGAUUGGAAUUUUACUGUUCAUUCCAAGGGUUUGACUAUCUGUAGUGAAGAAUUGUAA
Messenger RNA from Nanorana parkeri, 849 nucleotides. RefSeq names its product helicase with zinc finger domain 2-like. NCBI's taxonomy places the organism in Eukaryota, Metazoa, Chordata, Amphibia, Anura, Dicroglossidae. The record is from RefSeq and is a predicted model, not a curated record. The coding region runs from base 16 to 849 and encodes 277 amino acids. The transcript is spliced from 4 exons.